AUGGCUCCAUCAGCUUUGGAAAGAGCCAAAAGUCAGAGGGGACCAGUACUUGCAAACUCCUUCAGUAGAAAUGUGGUUUGGCAUGUUGUAUGUUUGACGAUUUGUUUUUGUUUUGGCGCUGUUCGGGACGUGCCGGUUCUGCGCUUAUGCUGCUGCCCACCAGUAGACAAUAGCCCAGAGGAGGAAGAAGACGAAGAAGAGCGGGUCGAGGAGGAGGAGGAGGAGAGAGAGACCAUCUUUGUGCAGCAGCCAUCAUCAGCAGGAAAGGAAGAGGACAAGUUAUUGUGGCCUUCCCCCCGGCGCCACUGGUACUCGGAGGAAUGGCUUCAAGCAUCACGUUCGCCAUCAUCACAACCUCCGAUCCCGUCAUCGUGGGACAGCAACAGCAGCCGGUCGUCCUUACUGUUGCGAUCGCCGGAGGAAGAGUCUGCUGCUGGCGGCGGCAAACAUGUGUUGGCGGGGAGACAAGGGAUGGCAGGUGCGGGCUUGAUGGCUCGCAAUACAAAUCGUCGCAAUGGAAACGUUGGUGAUGGUCACCUGCCGGAGCUCAUACUUUCCUUACAGAACCUGGAUUUGAGCUUGGGACGGUGGGAUCCACUCUCCAUUUCCGUGGCCCUCCAAGCACGUGUGUUCCCGGCGUAUGUUCUCUUAUUGGAGUCAGACUUUCGACCUGACCGAUGACAGGUGUCUUCAUCAUACCAUAUUUGCCUCCGUUCAUUGGCAUACAGAAUUGCAGCGUGCACCAUUGCUCAUUCGCGACGCUUCCGAUCGAUGGUGGCAGAACGUUCUCACCAUUUUGCACUUGCCAAUAGGUGGCUUUCAUGCGGAUUACGGCAUACAUCAUGCACAGUAAAAUGCAUUGCCUUGCUCUCCAGCACAAACAAGUACGAUCUGACGCAACAAAACUUGCCAUUUCCUUUCUGAGUUGUGCCUUGGGUGGAUUUUUUCCCUACGAAAUCCCGUAAUGGUUGUCAAAAAGCGGAAUAUGCUUGAUAGUGUGGUACCUGCUGGACGGCGUGUAAUUGCUGCAGUAGAUCAACAAUCGGCUGAUGCUGAGUUGACCUGCUCUGCUGUGAUCAAAUUUUAUUGAACCUCGUGUUGUGGCAAUAGGAUACCAAGACAAUACCAAAAUAACCUCGUGUGACUUCUGGCCUUUGAUCAUAUGAGCGUUCUAUUACUAGGGAUGCUCGUUACUUGAUCAAUGACGCCUGAAGUAGCUUAAUACCCAUGAUUGAGGGAGCAUGAAUUGAGUAUAUAGUGUGGGAGUGGACGAGUUAACCGUGAAGAUGCUGUUGAUGGAUGACAUCAGGUUUUGUAUAUGUAGGCGUGAAUGGUGAGGGAUGAGGAUAAAUGACAUUUGCCUGAUGUGCUGGACAUGACGGACGUCAAUCAACGAAACCAUGAGUUUUGCUUUAUGCUAUUAUUUUGAUGAGCCACUGUGAUCUUUUUUUUUCCUUGUGUGCUGAUGCUGAUAACCGAAUCCAAAUCAUAGGGGGAGAGUGGGAUAUCCUGGAUGCCAAGUGAUUCCAUUGCACCUGGCAUAGUGUACGUUAUAUAUAGGCUCAAAAUUUGUGAUUAGAUUGAUUUAUUGAUAUCCGCGAUUGUCUCCCCCCCACACCACUCAACCCUUUGAUCUUCAGCGUGUAUCCAUUAUACAGUAUCAAACAGUGCUCUCAUUGCUGAUGGAAGCCCCUUACCCUUACGUCACCAUCACUCGGAGGGAGUUUUUCAAAAAAUUCAGAGUCCGCUGUAUACACAUGAGCUUUUGAUCAAACCUAUAAUUUGCUCUUAAUUUCUUUGUCUGGUGCGAUUUUAAAUACAGGUGGUACCUCGCAAUUCGACGGUCGAAUUUGCAGGGAGGUUGACUUGCAAUUUGACCCUUCGACCAGCUUUGGCCAUUUUUUCGCAUUUUUGAAUUUCUGGGAGUGUAUUGCAAUUCAACCCUAGUUCAGCAACUGAUUGGGGUCGAAUUGAGAGGUACCACCUGUGUAGACGUGAUUUCACCUACGUCAUACUUCUGUGAUGCCUGAUUCCGCAUCAUGCCAGUAUGAAUGGAACCUUGCACGUACCGCACUACUUGAGAGGUUUCAAUCCUGAGCCAUGUGCUUGAUUGAUGUGGGUUUCUGGAACUGUGUUCAUUUUUGUUGGUGUUCAGUUAUUGGGGUCAUGUGCAAGUGCAACAUUCAUGCAUCAUAUCCAAGGCCACGAAGAUGGUUUGUCUAAUUGAGUUAGAUGGUUAACUCUCUUCAGAUCAGCACUCUCUAUUUUGCGUGAUUCGAAUGCAAUCCGAAGAUACCGACUCAUUAAGCCGAAAUAAUGUACUGUACAUUUCUCAUGCCCUACCUGAGCAAAAGGUGAUGUAGAUGACGUCAUGAGCUCUUGCUUUGCCUAUAUGUACACUUUGCAACGAUGAAUUAAAAAAAAAAGGAGUCCACAUUUUUGGCGAACUUGAAAAAAAAAAGCUCAGAUCUGAAGUCCUGUUUUCAUUUUUAUGGCAAUGUCGUCGUCAUCAGAAAUAGUAUUUGCUUUCCAGUCCAGAAUAGGUCGACAUGCACUGCUCCGCAGCUAUUUUGAAAUUUUGUUCUGCUUCAAUGUUUGAGUGGGGACCAAGAGGCAAAUCUUUCACAUGUCUUUCCAUGCAUAUAUCAUUCUAGUUGUUAGACUACAUUUCAUCCCUGCUGUCAACGCUCAUCUUUGGCACAACUGAUGGUAUACACGUGAUCGAGGGGUAUUGGCUGAUGCAUAAAUAUUUGGACAUUUUUCAUCCGGCAUCCUCUCAUUAGGAACAGAGGCAGAGCUUUUCUUGGCUGAUGAAUUCGUCUGAACUUUUUUUCUUUCUGUUGGUGCAGUAGGUGUAUAAUAGUGCAAUAUAUGGUUGCGGUGUAGAGCGAGACAGAAGUCCCCAUGCAGCAUGCUAGCUGUGUUGCCUAGCUUCAAUGAAGGCAAUAUCUUUUCUUCAUUUUUUGGUGAUCACAAAAAUGUAAGAUUGUAUUGCAUUUUAGAGAAGUUUGCAGGGCAGUGAUGCGAUGAAACCACAAAAGUUCAGCUUCCACUCUGGUCCUCCUGCGUCUUAUUCACCCAUGUUUCCCAAAAUUUUCCAGACUGAGUGGCAUCUUUCAACUGUCAGCAGAGGGUGGCAUUCCUUUUGAAAAAUGCAUGGUGUUACAUGGUCCACCGUGCUUAUUCUGAUGUGUGGCAAUUGUACGUGUUUUCGUUUUUUCCUAUGUUGGCAUUGUGUUGGUCACAUUUUGCAGUCAAUGCUGGUCACGUGAAAUGAUAUUGAGCAAAGAUUUCAUACCAUUA
Messenger RNA from Notodromas monacha, 3303 nucleotides. NCBI's taxonomy places the organism in Eukaryota, Metazoa, Arthropoda, Ostracoda, Podocopida, Cyprididae. The record is from the annotation of a GenBank genome assembly.